AUGGUAUGUUGUAAGGCCUUAAAAACUCUUGGAUUUAUCAACAGGCUGGCUAGGGAUUUUAAAUUAUACUCGUCAUUUAAACUACUAUAUUUUACUUUAGUACGCCCUAUAUUAGAAUACGGCGUGGUUGUUUGGAGUCCUUAUACUGCUAUGACUCUCUCCAACUUGAAAGAGUUCAGCGCCGCUGUUGCUGAUAAAUUAGGUCUCGUCUCUCUAGCUGAACGCAGGCGAAUGCUUUGCGUAAAGUUUCUAAAGGGACUGUUGUCUGAUCAAGUUGAUUCAACUGAUUUAUUAUCCUUACUGAAUUUCAAGGUCCCUCCCCGUCAAAACCGUUCUAGUGUUCCUUUCCAUGUCCCUAUAUGUCCGAGCAAUUAUAUGAAAAAUGAGCCUAUUAGGCGUUUAAUGUUAAUGGCCAAUGAGGAUCCCUCUAUAGAUCUUUAA
Molecule: messenger RNA, 441 nt
Organism: Acyrthosiphon pisum (pea aphid)
Lineage: Eukaryota; Metazoa; Arthropoda; Insecta; Hemiptera; Aphididae
Exons: 2
Coding region: 1-441 (146 amino acids)
Source: RefSeq, a predicted model, not a curated record